AUGGCAGCACACAGAAGAUUACUCACAAGAGAUAGAUUAAUAAAAUGGGGAGUGGUAGCAGACAAAACCUGCCCUCUGUGCAAUCUGGAAGAUGAAAGUAUAGAGCAUGUGUUCUUUAAAUGUGAGAUUUCUACACAGAUAUGGAAACACAUAUUACAAUGGCAGGGUAUAAAAAGAGAUUCUAAGUGCUGGGAUGAGGAACUAACGUGGGUUGUUCAGAAUGCAAGUGGAAAGAGCCCUGGAGCUGCAGUAUAUAGGAUGUUGUUAUCUGCAAUAAUUUACUAUAUUUGGAAUGAAAGAAACCAAAGAGUAUUCACCAACAAACAACAAGGAAAGGAAGUCAUCAUCAAAAAGAUCGUUCAAGAUGUGCAUCAUAGAGGAGCAAUGAAGCAGAGGAUUGCAAAAUGGCUGGAGCAGCUAAAUUUCUAUCCAUUAUAG
Nicotiana tabacum (common tobacco) is the source of this 438-nucleotide messenger RNA. RefSeq lists its product as uncharacterized. NCBI's taxonomy places the organism in Eukaryota, Viridiplantae, Streptophyta, Magnoliopsida, Solanales, Solanaceae. The record is from RefSeq and is a predicted model, not a curated record.